This is a messenger RNA of Penicillium digitatum Pd1, 705 nucleotides long. Its product is annotated as bifunctional precorrin-2 dehydrogenase/sirohydrochlorin ferrochelatase MET8. Gene Ontology annotation, molecular function: protoporphyrin ferrochelatase activity; precorrin-2 dehydrogenase activity. Gene Ontology annotation, biological process: siroheme biosynthetic process. NCBI's taxonomy places the organism in Eukaryota, Fungi, Ascomycota, Eurotiomycetes, Eurotiales, Aspergillaceae. The record is from RefSeq and is a predicted model, not a curated record.
AUGGCUAAGUUCCCAGAAGUACAAGGUGGAGGUUCAUUGAUACUCGCUUGGCAAAUUAGAGACAAGCAUGUUCUAGUCGUAGGGGGUGGGGAGGUUGCUGCAGGACGCAUCCUCAACGCUCUCGAUGCUGACGCCCGGGUUACUGUUGUUUGUCCAGCCGCUGGACUAAAUGAAGAAGUGGCUUUCAGAGUGACAGAAAAGCAAGUCACACACGUUGAUCGAAACUUCGAGCCAUCCGACCUCGACAAUGUGGACAUGGUGCUAUGUGCCAUCGACGACCCUGAAGCUUCAACGCAGGUCUGGAAACUCUGCAAGCAGAGGCGAAUUACUGCCAAUAUUGCUGAUGUCCCACCUGAAUGUGAUUUCUAUUUUGGAAGUGUUCACCGCGAUGGGCCAUUGCAGAUUAUGGUGAGCACAAAUGGGAACGGGCCUAAGCUAGCCAGUAUUGUGCGGAAAAAGAUCGCAGAGACUUUGCCAUUGAACAUGGGGGCAGCUAUUGAGAACGUGGGAAAACUACGGAAGAAGCUCCGAGAGGUUGCGCCGAAGCCUGACCAAGGCCCCAAGAGAAUGAAAUGGAUGUCCGGCGUCUGCGAAACAUGGAAUCUCGAUGAUCUUGUACAGAUGUCAGAAAAGGACAUGGACAGCAUAUUAUCCUUUUAUGAGUCGGGUAAGAUUCCUACUCCAGAGGAAGUGCAAAAAAAGUAA